This is a messenger RNA of Bufo gargarizans (Asiatic toad), 1968 nucleotides long. Its product is annotated as histone H4. Gene Ontology annotation, cellular component: nucleosome. Gene Ontology annotation, biological process: nucleosome assembly. Bases 1091 to 1402 code for a protein of 103 amino acids. The transcript has 2 exons. Gene Ontology annotation, molecular function: protein heterodimerization activity; structural constituent of chromatin; DNA binding. NCBI's taxonomy places the organism in Eukaryota, Metazoa, Chordata, Amphibia, Anura, Bufonidae. The record is from RefSeq and is a predicted model, not a curated record.
AUGUUUAGGCUGUGAUGUAAUGUAGAGGCUGAUAAUAUGAAAUCUGUAAUAUAAUGUGGAGGCCGGUAAUGUAACAUGGAGACUGUAAUGUAGAGGCCGGUAAUUAUGAAAGCUGGAAAUGUAACAUGGAGGCUGUAAUCUAAUGUGUAGGCUGGUAAUAUAGAGGCUGUAAUAUGAUGUGGAGGCUAUAAUGUAAUGUAGAGGCUGAAAAUAUGAAGGCUGCAAUAUAAUGCUGAGGUUGAUAAUAUAAAAUGGAGGCUGAAAUGUAAUAUAGAAGCUGCAAUGUAAUGUGGAGGCUGGUAGUAUGGAGGCUGUAAUGUACUGUGGAGGCUGUAAUGUACUGUGGAGGCUGGUAGUAUGAAGGCUGAAAUGUAAUGUAGAGGCUUAUAAUAUGGAGGCUGUGAUGAAAUGUGGAGGCUGAAAAUAUGGAGACUGUAAUGUAGAGGCCGGUAAUAGGGAGCAGUAAUAUAAUGUGGAGGCGGGUAAUGUAAUAUUGAGGCUGUAAUGUAAUGCAGAGGCCGGUAAUAUGAAGGAUGUAAUAUAAUGUGGAGGCUGUAAUAUAAUAUGGAGGCUGUUAUAUAUUGUGGAGGCUGGUAAUGUAAUAUGAAGGCUGUAAUGUAAUGUAGAGGCCGGUAAUGUUAUGACUGUUAAUAUAAUAUGGAGGCUGUAAUAUAAUAUAGAUACUUUAAUAUAAUGCGGAGGCUAUAAUGUGCAGGCCGGUAAUGUUAUAUGGAGGCUGUAAUAUAAUUUGGAGUCUGUAAUGUAAUGUGGAGGCUGUAAUGUAAUGCAGAGGCUGGUAGUAUGGAGGCUGUAAUAUAAUGUGGAGGCUAUAAUGUUGAGGUUGAUAAUAUAUUAUAGAGGCUUUAAUCUUUAAUAUAAUGUAAUUUACAGGCUGGUAAUACGGGGGCUGGAAAAUGAAAACCACCAGCACUUCUGAGCUCAGCCAAUCAGAGCGGGAGGGCGGGGCCUGGAGUUCAGGAACAGUCCCGCCCCCAGCCUCUCCGUGCAGUUCUCCUCCAGGUCCGCCCAUGCUCCAUAUAAAGGAGGGCUCUGGGCUGAGCAGUCACUGCUUUCUGCUCACACCUAGAAGAUGUCUGGUCGCGGUAAAGGAGGGAAAGGGCUCGGGAAAGGCGGCGCCAAGCGGCACAGGAAGGUGCUCCGCGAUAACAUCCAGGGCAUCACCAAGCCUGCCAUCCGCCGUCUAGCUCGCAGGGGAGGCGUCAAGCGCAUCUCCGGCCUCAUCUAUGAGGAGACCCGCGGGGUGCUGAAAGUCUUCCUGGAGAACGUCAUCCGGGACGCCGUCACCUACACCGAGCACGCCAAGAGGAAGACCGUCACCGCCAUGGACGUGGUCUACGCGCUCAAGCGCCAGGGCCGCACUCUCUACGGCUUCGGGGGUUAAUGCUGCCUCCGUCCUCACAGCACAAAGGCUCUUCUCAGAGCCGCCCACAUCUUCCCGGGGAGAAGCUACAAUUCCUUCUGCGCUCAGCCACUGAGGGGUUAACACCGCCCGCACAUCAGGGGGCGGAGAGCCGGACAAUUGGCCGAGAUCAGCGGCGCCCUGUGCUCAGUACAGCCAGAGGUCUACAAUACAGAAAGCCCCAGUAAUGUAAAUCCCGAGCCCCGGGUGUUCUCCACCGCUCCUGUCCCCGCAGCCACAAGACGAGCUGUGCUCGGAGACUGAGGGGUUAAUCCGAGCUGCAGAGACAAUGACGCCAAUGAGCGGCGCUGAUACAGGUCACAUGACCGGCUCCUCCUGUAGAUUAGCAGCUCGGCGGGAAAUUCAAAUGAGCGACGAGAUGCUGAACACUCCCAGCAAAUAGGAGCAGAGCUCUGGAGCCCCUCAGCCGUUAUGUGCCCGUAGGAGCGGAGCCUCGUCCUCCACUGAGCGGCAGCAGAGCUCAGCCUCCCCUCAGGGAGGAUGAUAGGAGUAGUGAACGGACAUGGAGCAGGAUGAGGGGAGCUUGU